AUGCCAAGAGAAGCACGUUUGAAAUGUGUUGGAUGCGAUAAAAGCAUUGAUUCUGAUCGGAAGCAACUUGCUGGUGGUGGAUUAUGGAGGCUUUUCAUGUCAGCACGAUCAUUGAAACGUGUUCAUAACGAUGAUCCAGGAUGUCUUGACUGUCGUAUGAAAUACUUGAAUUGGUUGAAGAAAGUUGAAGAAGAUUUCGAUCAUUUAAAAGAACGGGAUGUUAAUCAAGAUGAAAAUUCUGAUAAUGCUAUGGAAACUGAUGUUGAUGGUGGUAAUAAAAGCGAUAAGGGUAAUAUAACUGAACAACACGUGAAAGGAGACACAUCUGAAAUUGCUAUUCGUGUGCCACGUUGUACGAAGUCUCAUCGAACUUGUAUUGUAUGUGGAUUAAGUGACGAAACUUGUAAAGUAUUAUCGAAACAACAACGUACAUUAAUCUUUGUAAAACGUGGGAUCUUUAUUCCUGAAGAUGCUCGAUGUUGUUCGUCGCACAUAUAUAACAAACAAUUGAGUUUCGAUUCUUUGUGUCAAAUUCGUGUUACCAAUUUUGAUAAAUUGGUUUUCGAUGCAAAUCGUUUGGAAGAAAUCAUUGCUGACUUUCGCUUGAUUGUUGACAAUCUAAAAACGUUUGAUUUUGACGAUCCGUACUCAUUGAGUGAUAUGGACUAUUACAAUAUUACUGGAUUGCAUAAAGGUAUUAUUAAAAAAUGA
Molecule: messenger RNA, 711 nt
Organism: Rotaria sp. Silwood2
Lineage: Eukaryota; Metazoa; Rotifera; Eurotatoria; Philodinida; Philodinidae
Source: the annotation of a GenBank genome assembly